This is a messenger RNA of Oncorhynchus tshawytscha (Chinook salmon), 636 nucleotides long. Its product is annotated as transmembrane protein 258. Lineage: Eukaryota; Metazoa; Chordata; Actinopteri; Salmoniformes; Salmonidae. Gene Ontology annotation, cellular component: membrane-bounded organelle. The transcript has 4 exons. Gene Ontology annotation, biological process: protein N-linked glycosylation. The record is from RefSeq and is a predicted model, not a curated record. Bases 119 to 358 code for a protein of 79 amino acids.
CCAGCCCGCUAGGUGGCGGCCAAGUGUUUUUAUGUUGUCUGGAGAACCUCUGGAGAACUGACGUGGCUCUUUCCUCUUUGGUUCUGCAGUAGGAGCAAGCAAGCAACGACUCAACAAAAUGGAGCUGGAGGCCAUGACCAGAUACACCAGUCCGGUGAACCCAGCAGUCUUCCCCCACCUCACUGUGGUCCUACUGGCUAUCGGCAUGUUCUUCACUGCGUGGUUCUUUGUCUACGAGGUAACGUCCACUAAAUACACCAGAGACGUAUUCAAAGAGCUGCUCAUCUCCCUGGUGGCGUCUCUCUUCAUGGGCUUCGGUGUGCUGUUUCUGUUACUGUGGGUCGGCAUCUAUGUCUGACGGAUUGUUAUAUCCAUACAGAAGAACAUUCCAGUGGAACAGGAGAAGGACAGGAAAUGGGCUCCACUACAAGAUGGUUAUGGAUUGGAUUGCACUGACAAGACAGUGGGGGGGGGGCUGUGGAUCACUGACGGGGGGGACGGCUGUGGAUUGGGGUGACCUUUCAAUAAAGAAAAAAAAGCCAUUUGUACAAAAACUGCAUAGUAUUUUUUUUUCUGGUGAAAUUUUUUGACAAUUCUUCUUGACUUGCUGUUUAAAAAAAUAAAAAAUAAAAAUGG